ACACAAACAUAGAAGAUAUUUGAGGACGCAUGCAGCUAAUUAAAUAAAUAAAAUGAGCGGCCAAGCUUCUCUAUCCAUACAAUUACAAAUACUGGUGUUGGUGUAGAGAGAGAAAUGGCAGCUGCAAGAGCCAUUAUUAGCAGCAGCAGCGGCGGCUGCUGCGGAGACAAAGACCAAGUGUUUGUUGCGGCGGUGCCAUUGAGAGCCGCAAAAGGCCCCGCCCAAUUGGUCAUGUCGACUGCUGCUUACUCUCUGAAUCUGCAGCAUUUCAUGGUCAUCAUCAAACCCUCGUCUUCUAAUAACCAGCAGGCGGAGGGUGGGGGUAUGAUGGUAUAUGAUUUUCAGCCAGAGGAGCCUGAAAGCAUAUGGGUUGCAGCUUCAGCCUUGUCUGGAGCACAAGUCUCUGGAGUUAUUCUUGUGAGGAAACUAAAGAAGCUACCUAAUAGGAAAUGUUGGUUUAUUAGUUACGCUAAACAAAAUGAUACACACGCAGCAGCAACAAUAUUCAACCAAAACUGGGAUACUAAACUCACCAUAGGCCAUCAUGAUUGUCGACAUUAUUCUCAAGGUCUGGUGGAGUACCUAACUGCUCAGAAGCUUGUGUUGGACCAUCUAAAUUAAGCAAACCACUUGCAACACAAUGUGACGUACAAUUAUAUUGAUCGCUUCAUAUAUAAUUGUAUUGUAUUGUAUUGUAUUGUCGUUAGGUACAAUUAUAUAUACAUGUGUGUGUGUAUAUCUUCUCUUACAUCGAUCUACUGAUCAGAUACUUAAGAAAUUAGAAUGCAUAUAUAUAUGCUCUUGUGAGAUGUCACUUCCGGCUCUCGAGAAGCUAUUAUAUUAUUUCUGUAAACGUUGCAUUGAGUUGGGUUUAUUAAAUCAUGUUAAAUAUAAUUUUGUUUCUUCAGAAA
Messenger RNA from Erythranthe guttata (spotted monkey flower), 911 nucleotides. The record is from RefSeq and is a predicted model, not a curated record. NCBI's taxonomy places the organism in Eukaryota, Viridiplantae, Streptophyta, Magnoliopsida, Lamiales, Phrymaceae.